Molecule: messenger RNA, 3030 nt
Organism: Onychostoma macrolepis
Lineage: Eukaryota; Metazoa; Chordata; Actinopteri; Cypriniformes; Cyprinidae
Exons: 5
Coding region: 372-956 (194 amino acids)
Source: RefSeq, a predicted model, not a curated record
UAAUAAUACAUUUAACCUUCUUAAAGUGUGCUUUAAUAAUAUGAUUAAUUAUGGUUAGCCUAUAAAUAUUUUGUUAUAAAUGGCAAAUACAAAAAUAAACACAUUUUUUUCUAGUCUCUUCAAACUGUUCUUCAAAUCACUCAUAUUCAAUUGUUUUGCCGCUUAUAGAUCAAAAUGUACUUUUAAACAUGUUGGUCCGUUAGUUUUACCAAAAAAACACUUAUGUUUAUGUCGCUACGGGUGGUUGCUAAGGAUGAUAAACAGAUCUUUUAAUAUGAUACCGCUAUCUACCAAUCAGCAUCCAGGACUCGAACUGCCCGUUUAAUAAAUAGAGAUCAGACAAAAGCAGUCUGUCAAACAGAAGCCAAGUGAUGCACAAAUCCUACCAGCCCCUGAAACCCGCGACCAACAAAUACCUGCAGCAGCGAUGGGACCAGACGCGCUAUGAGGACCACCGCAGCAAGGUGCGAGAAGCCAAACCCGUGGUCAACACCAAGGGCAUCCAAACGCCUGCACAUAUUCAACAGAAACUGAAGAAAAUCCAGGUGCAGGAAGAGAGGAUGUUCAUCAUCGAGAGAGACAAUCAUCACCUGGCGUCCAAACUGGCUGCGAUCUCUCGCUCCAAAGGCCUCGUGGACCACAGGAACCAUUACCAAGAGUGCAGUCUGAAUGCUGAGAAAAGGAGGGAGAAGCUUCUUCAGGUGACUCAUGAAAACCAGGCGAUCUACCAUCGAAUCACGACGCAGAAAUCCGACUACAGGAGGGAACUCUGGGAAGAAGACUGGGAAAAAGUGGAGCGAAAGAGAGACGACAUCGCACGCUAUCCACGAGGAGAGAGCAAUAAACAGAAAUCUACAAAGUGUGUGAAGUUCUCUGGAGGGACGUCAGGACAGAGUCAGCGCUCGUCCAGCGGUGUUGAAGAUGACAGCGGGGAAACCACAGAAGAUUCAACAUAACAACACUCACCACAACCAGCCACAUGAACUCAACAGAGUUACACUAAACACCAGACACCUGGCAAAUAAACUCACCUGCAUGGGUUAAAUGAAGCCCUUGAAGUGAUGUGGUGACCUUUUAUCCUUUGUUUUCCUACAAUUUUCAAAACCACGUUCAUCCGUUCACCGCACUGAUGCUGGAACACUGGGUUUGUGGAUUCAGAGAUAAAUCAUUUCGUUUUAUAUACGUGACCUUGGACCACAAAACCAGUCAUAAGGUUACAUUUUUGGAAAUUGAGAUUUAUAGAUCAUCCAAAAGCUGAAUAAAUGAGCUUUUCAUUGAUGCAUGUUAGGAUCGGACAAUAUUUGGCUGAGGUACAAAUAUAUGAAAAUCUGGAAUCUGAGGGUGCAAAAAAAUAUUAAAUAUUGAGAAAAUCACCUUUAAAGUUGUCCAAAUGAAGUUCUUAGCAAUGCAUAUUACUAACAAAAAAUUAAGUUUUGAUAUAUUUACGGUAGAAAAUUGACUAAAUAUCUUCAUGGAACAUGAUCUUUACUUAAUAUCCUAAUGAUUUUUGGCAUAAAAGAAAAAUUGAUCAUUUUGACCCAUACAAUGCAUUGUAGGCUAUUUCUACAAAUAUACCUGUGCUACUUAUGACUGCUUUUGAGCUCCAGCGUCACAUAUACGAACCAUUUAAGUUCUGAUGUAAAUUAAUAAUAAUAAUAAAAAAUCUGUUUAUCCUAAUUUUCACAAAUGACAAUCUGAAAUAUUUCCCAAAUUAGAGUUGGUUGUUUCUCCUGAGAAAGAGACUCCAAUAAUCUCACAGGUGUCCCAAACUCGCUCUGGAUCACAAUAUGAUCUGAAAACUUUUCUCAUCAUAUGAUCUGAGUUGCUUUACGUGAAAUUUACAGCUCUAGUCACCUUAUUUUGAAACGUGGAAGUAAGCUAUUAGCCUUGAAUGCGCGCGACUUCCGGUCCAUUAGCCGCUAAGCGACUAGAAAAAUAAAGUGCAGUGAUGGUAAAAAUUAUUCGCGCUAUAAAUCAGUGUGUAUAUGAUUAUGAACAUAAAUUAAAAUAAUAUACUAACAAAUAGCAGUUUUCAGUAUAAAGCUGCACUUAUGUACAGUUAAAAUAACUGAAGCGAAUGAGACCGGAAGCCGCGCACAUAAAUGGCCGCGCUCGCGCUUACGUUAAAAAUAAGGCGGAAACGCAUUUAAGGUCUAUUUUUAACAGCGGUUAUUUAAGGAUAUUACUUUAUACUUGAAAGACUUGAGUUAUGGCUGAAAACAUCUUCCUCGUUGUACACUAUACCUCACUAAGACUAGUGCAGUAGUUUCCAAAUGUAGGUCAUCCAUCAUCCACUGGAUGGCAACACAAGCAUGUUUGUUGAACAAAUUGAAUCUCCCAAAGCCUGCUGAAGCCUGAAAAAAGGAAGAGGAGUAAAGCAGAAAUCAUGUCAAGAUAAACAGACCUAGAUAUUGCUGCUUGUACAGUUUGUAUGGAUUGAUCGAUGACAGAACAGUCAUGCAGGAUAGUUAUGCAUCUCUAUUAUUCAUAUAACAUUCCAGACAAUAGCAGUCGUUGUUGAAGUUUAGCCUUGUGUUUUAUUGCCCAGGAGGCAUGUGAGGUUAUUUAAAGCAUUUAUUAAAAGUAUUUUUGAGCAUAAAACUGUCACAGUCAAAAUAUUCCAAACAGGCCUAUGUGUUGUUCUUCUCAUGAAAAACAAAAACAAAAAAACAUAAGACAUCUGCUAUGAACUAUUGAAAAACUGUAAUAUUGUAUAAUAUCAUUACACUUUUUAAAUAUUUUAAGUCUUUAAUUUAAAAUUUAAUAGCUGUUUCCUAUGUGAUAUGUGAUAUAUGUAAUUUAUUCCUGUGAUGGAAAAAAGGAAUAUAAUUUUUUUGUUUUUGAAAGAAGUCUCUUCUGCUCACCAAGGCUGCAUUUAUUUGAUCAAAAAUAUAGUAAAAAUUGUGAAAUAUUAUUAACAUUUAAAAUAGCUGUUUUCUGUGUGAAUGUAUUGUAGAAUGUAAUUUAUUUCUGUGAUCAAAGCUGAAUUUUCAGCAUCAUUACUCCAGUCUUCAGUGUCACAUGAUCCUU